CAAACUCAUGUCUAACUUGAUUAUAUGCUUGAGUAAAAAAGCCAACCUGUUCUAUCAGAUGAUUUUCUGAAUGAACACACAAAAACGCAGUUGAUGAUUUCUAGAAACUCUCAACACUGCUUGAUUUGGGAGGUGCUGUCAUACUUUGACCUCAACCCGACGCCUUAUCGCAGAACUCUGAGUGUAGAUAAGUGUGCAAGGACAUAAUAAAUCAACCAGUAACAAAAUACAACACACUGUGUACACAGGCAGCAAAAAGGCCCGGCAGAUAUUCGCGAUAUUGAAAAUGGGUCUGAAGGGGUCCAAGCUCCCUGAGGCGAGAGUCCUCCUCCUGGGUCUUGACGGGGCUGGCAAAUCCACUCUGCUUUACAAGCUCAAAUACAACGAACGCUUCCAGACCGUUCCGACAGUCGGCUUCAACGUGGAGAUGUUUGACGCGAAGCAGAAGAGACGGAAGAUCACCUUGACCGUCUGGGACGUUGGUGGCCAGCAGAUAAUGAGAGCGAACUGGAAGAACUUCUAUGAAGAAACCGCUGGCCUUCUGUUCGUGGUGGACUGUUCAGACAAGGGACGUUUAGAUGAGGCCAAACGUGAGCUGGAGCACAUCCUCAGGAGCGAGGACCUCGAGGAACUGCCUGUGGUGAUCCUGGCCAACAAGCAGGACGUGGGGGGAGCCUUAACGGCUACAGAGCUCACGCAGAAGUUCAACCUGAGGAAGAUGUGUAGCGACAGGAACUGGUUCGUCCAGCCCUGUUCGGCUGUGUCCGGCGUAGGACUGGAGGACGGUUUCAGGAGGAUGGUUCACUUCGUGAAAACCACCGAUGAUGCCAAUAUUAAAGAGACGGUCAAGUAUUUACGAUCCAAGUCAAUGAAAACGAUAAAGAAGUAAGCGUGGUGGUGAUUUUAUUCAGUUGAUGCCGUCUGGGAUUUUCUGCACUCUGGAGUUUCACUGGACAUUCACACGUUCAAACGGACCAGUCAUUCAUAAAUUCAAGUCAUGUGCAGAUUAGACCUUUUAUGGUAGAGCUGCUGAUCAAAGGGCAAGAAUAUUGGACAGGAGGGCCCAGUCACAGUUGGAUUUGCCAGCGAAAUUUUGUGGCACAUUCAUUUUCAAUGGAAUUUGCCAUGAUGAGAGAUUUUGCGUCACAGACUUGUGGGGUGAAUAAAUUUCGUCUGUGAAACUUCACAUCAAGUUCAACGUUGGUGAACUCUAACAUGCAAAUUUGCAGGACUGAACAACCGUGUUUCUGCUUUACCUCUCAAGAUCAAUAUUGCAGCUCUGAAGAUCCAAAAUGUAGAAAACGCCAAUUUAACCAGUGUUUUAAAGGUGCAGUGUGUAAAAUUUAGAGGGAUCUAUUAGCAGAAAUGGAAUAUAGUAUACAAAACCAUGUUUUCAUUAGUGUAUAAUCACCUGUAACUAUGAAUCGUUGUGUUUUCAUUAGCUUAGCAUGAGCCCUUCAUAUCUACAUAUGGAGCGGCACCUCUCCAAACAGAGGCUGCCAUCUUGCUCCGCCAUUUUUCUGCAGUAGCCCAGAACAGACAAACCAAACUCUGGCUCUAGAGCACCUUAUGCACUUUUACUCUGAAGCAGCAGCUUGAAUUUGGUGGCGCUGUAGCUCCAGUUGAGAUGUAAAUAGGAGAAGAAUCAGUGGUUGCUGUCAGUGCUGGCCGACCAUUUUGUGUCAUGAGAAGUUUGAGAACCAAAAAGUGACCAACGGACAAUCAUACUUAUUAUUUAGCACAAGAUAAAGCAAGGGAGGGUGAGUCCUCGUCGUUAAAGAAGCAAAAACCUGACGGCAACCAUAGGUUCUACUACACGCUUGGAAAGGAAGGGUGAGGGUUAUAGUUGCUUGCAAUCUGCAACCUCACCACUAGAUGCCACUGAAUCUUUCACACUGCACCUUUAAGUUAAAACCCUUUUAACAUUUCUUUCUGGCUGUAAAUAAGCACAUAGAAGAGAGACUGCAUGAUACACAGUCGAUCGAGAGACUGUGUUUUUGUCUUAGUUGUGUUUUUGCUGUUUACGGUAGCUGAGUUAACCUUGCUAACUGCUAUGUUAGCUCCUUGGCUAACUGCAGCUCCACACAAAUCACCCGUCCAAGUUGUGUACGUUUUUUGGUAGUGGAAAAAGUCAGCGUGCAGCACUAAACUAUCACGAGUGCAUAAUUAUUUGAUAGAAUUAUGUUCACCUUCAUGUUUUUUACUCUUUAGCGAGUUAACUGGCUUUCUCCCUGCACAAAUGUGGAGCACCAAUCUUCUGGACGAAGCUUGGUCCAGCGUACGUUGACGCAAACUGCAAAUGUCUAGUGUGACUGACUUAAAAUAUCCUAUCUGAAAUGAGUCAUUUCCAUCAUGUGAGGAGUGAGCCACCCAUGAAACACUGGCAAAAAGCAAUGCAGGAAGCAGUUUAGAGUGACGUUCAGUGACUCUGCUUUGGAACCGGGAUUCUACAGACAGAACGUCCUGUGUCAACUCAUAAACUUUCAAACAGCUCUUCUAACUUUGUAACUACAAAAAAAAUCGAGUCUAUCCUGUAAAUCAAGUCCCAUUAGCACAUUAAAUUCCCAGACUCUUUA
Molecule: messenger RNA, 2576 nt
Organism: Colossoma macropomum (tambaqui)
Lineage: Eukaryota; Metazoa; Chordata; Actinopteri; Characiformes; Serrasalmidae
Gene: arl14
Product: ADP-ribosylation factor-like 14
Exons: 1
Coding region: 287-889 (200 amino acids)
Biological process (GO): intracellular protein transport; vesicle-mediated transport
Cellular component (GO): cytoplasm
Molecular function (GO): GTP binding; GTPase activity
Source: RefSeq, a predicted model, not a curated record